AUGCGAACCGCUCUAGAUAAAUUCAACAACCUAGAAUGCAGCCUUGCUUUUCCAUUCCCACGCUCCUUGGAGUUUGAUCAAGUGAAGAACCCGGAAGCAGACGUUUGGCUACGAUCGGAGUUUGUUGGUUCUGACUCGCCAGUACCCAUAACCGUUAGACGUAGAGCAAUCGAUCUGUACCAUCUGCUGGAUAGAGCUAAAGAAGAGGUGACCUUACUUCAGGAAGAGAUGAGAAACGUAGUUGAUCACUUCAGCGGGCAGCACGCGACGUUUUCCAAUUCGUUAAAAGAUGCCACGAUAUCUCCUUUGUCCUUAGAGGAGAAAGGAAAAAAUAUAUUUCUGAAAAUGAAACUGUUGUCUUUGGAGGGACAGCUUUUAGAGGUCAAAAGAUUGUUCCAAGGUCACAUCGGAGAAGUCCCUCUCCCGAACUUUAUUUUUGAUCAAAACAGUAUUCCGUUACAGGACGAUGAAAACGAGGCUGACGAAGUGUCUGAGUCGUUGCUAAGCCUCCCGGAAACAGAGGAGGAUGAAGUGGACAGUGAAACAGACUGCGAGAGCGAUUGUGACGAUACUGACAGUGCUUUUUUCAGUUCUUCGGGAAUAUUGCUUUAA
This is a messenger RNA of Porites evermanni, 612 nucleotides long. The record is from the annotation of a GenBank genome assembly. NCBI's taxonomy places the organism in Eukaryota, Metazoa, Cnidaria, Anthozoa, Scleractinia, Poritidae.